AUGGUUCUUGGGGCGUUGGCAAGUCAAGUCGCCUCGACGCCAUGGAGCUUCCUCAUCUGCAGCCUCCUGGGCGCCCUGCUCCUGCGGCAGACCGCCCGGCUGCUGGAGCGGCUGUGGUGGGGGCCGCGGCGCCUCGAGCGGGCGCUGCGCGCGCAGGGCCUCCGCGGCACGCCGUACCGCUUCCUCACCGGCGACCUCAAGGAGUACGGCCGGUCCAACAGGGAGGCCUGGUCCAGGCCCCUGCCGCUGCGGUGCCACGACAUCGCCGCCCGUGUCGCGCCGUUCAUCCACGGCGCCGUCAGGGAGCACGGCAGCAUGUGCUUCACGUGGUUCGGCCCGAUGCCCCGGGUGACCAUCACCGACCCGGCCCUGGCGAGGGACGUCAUGUCCAACAAGUUCGGCCACUUCGAGAAGCCCAAGUUCCCGGCGCUGUCCAAGCUGUUCGCCGACGGUGUGGCCAACUACGAGGGCGAGAAAUGGGUGAAGCACAGGAGGAUCCUCAACCCCGCGUUCCAUCUCGAGAAGCUCAAGCUUAUGCUGCCGGCAUUUUCUGCGUGCUGUGAAGAGCUUGUCAGCAGAUGGGCGCAGUCCCUUGGCCCUGACGGCUGCUGCGAGCUGGAUGUUGACCCGGAGCUUCAGACCCUCACCGGAGAUGUCAUCUCUCGCACCGCAUUCGGCAGCAGCUACCUUGAAGGAAGGAAGAUUUUCCAGCUGCAGAAAGAGCAAGCUGAACGCCUCAUGUCCAUCAUUCAGAAGUUUGCCAUUCCGGGAUACAUGUCCUUGCCUACCAAAAACAACCGAAGGAUGCGCCAAAUCAAGAACGAGGUCGAAACAAUUCUCCGGGGCCUGAUUUGUAAAAGAAUGCAAGCCAUGAAACAAGGUGAACCCACUAAAGAUAACUUGCUGGGCAUAUUGCUGGAGUCAAACAUUAGGGACACGGACGAGAACGGCCAGUCCAGCCUAGGGAUGACGAUCGAAGACGUCAUGGAGGAGUGCAAGCUGUUCUACUUCGCGGGGAUGGAGACGACGUCAGUGCUGCUGACAUGGACAAUGAUCCUACUCAGCAUGCACCCGGAGUGGCAGGACCGAGCAAGGGAGGAAGUCCUGGGCCUGUUCGGCAAGAACAAACCCGAAUACGACGGCCUGAGCCGCCUCAAAAUCGUGACCAUGGUUCUUCACGAGGUCCUCCGGCUGUACCCGCCGGCCAUCGCGUUCAGCAGGAAGACGUACAAGGAGAUGGUGAUCGGGGACGCCACGUUCCCUGCCGGCGUGAUCCUAGAGCUGCCCGUGCUGUUCAUCCACCACGACCCCGAGAUCUGGGGAAGCGACGUGCACGAGUUCAGGCCGGAAAGGUUCGCGGAGGGGAUCUCCAGGGCGUCCAAGGAUAGGCUGGCGUUCUUCCCGUUCGGCUGGGGGCCGCGGAUCUGCAUCGGCCAGAACUUCGCGCUGCUCGAGGCUAAGAUGGCGCUGAGCAUGAUCCUUCAGAGCUUCGAGUUCGAGCUCGCGCCGUCGUAUACGCAUGCGCCCCAUACGGUGAUAAUGCUGCGGCCGAUGCAUGGUGCCCAGAUCAAGCUCAGAGCAAUAUGA
Panicum hallii is the source of this 1587-nucleotide messenger RNA. Its product is annotated as cytochrome P450 72A15-like. Gene Ontology annotation, molecular function: monooxygenase activity; oxidoreductase activity, acting on paired donors, with incorporation or reduction of molecular oxygen; heme binding. NCBI's taxonomy places the organism in Eukaryota, Viridiplantae, Streptophyta, Magnoliopsida, Poales, Poaceae. The record is from RefSeq and is a predicted model, not a curated record. Bases 1 to 1587 code for a protein of 528 amino acids. The transcript has 4 exons.